CCUUAAUCAACUUUUCUACCCUAAUCCAUCCUUCUAUGCGUUUUGCUCCUCGAGUAUCAUUGAAACUACGAACACGACCAAAUCAACACACACGAUCUCUAUUCCAUACCAGAAAAUUCCAUUCCACCAUGCCUCUAGUCGUUCCCCAGGUCAACUCUGGCGAUAAGAACGAAUGGCUCAAUAAGCUGGCCGGGAAGACGAUCACGGAGGGAACGAGUGAUGUUACUUCAUUUGCGAAGAAGGAUUUGCCCGAGUCUCAUCGGAUUCUUAAACCUGGCGAUAUGAAGACGAUGGAUUAUAAACCUGAACGGUUGAACGUACACUUGGAUGACAAGGGAACUGUUCAUGAUGUUAACUUCGGUUAAGGCUAUGAUUGUCUACGAUAAUGUAUAAGUAUGACUGUGGAUGAUGAAUGUUAGACGAAUACGGUGCAUGGAUAGAUUCAUCUGUGAUGGGCCACGACUA
This is a messenger RNA of Aspergillus pseudotamarii, 465 nucleotides long. RefSeq lists its product as uncharacterized. The record is from RefSeq and is a predicted model, not a curated record. Bases 36 to 365 code for a protein of 109 amino acids. The transcript is spliced from 3 exons. NCBI's taxonomy places the organism in Eukaryota, Fungi, Ascomycota, Eurotiomycetes, Eurotiales, Aspergillaceae.